Molecule: messenger RNA, 3443 nt
Organism: Pygocentrus nattereri (red-bellied piranha)
Lineage: Eukaryota; Metazoa; Chordata; Actinopteri; Characiformes; Serrasalmidae
Gene: gad2
Product: glutamate decarboxylase 2
Exons: 17
Coding region: 738-2498 (586 amino acids)
Biological process (GO): GABA shunt
Cellular component (GO): cytoplasm
Molecular function (GO): pyridoxal phosphate binding; glutamate decarboxylase activity
Source: RefSeq, a predicted model, not a curated record
AGAAGUUGGGGUAAAAAUAAAGUUGGGCAGCUCGCGCUCAGUCUUCGCGCAGAUGCAGGCUGAGCCGCCGUGCGCCACCACGCCGCCCGGCAGGCAGGCAGGCAGGAGGGGCCAGGAACUGUCACGACUCGGCGACGCAGAGCGGUUCGUCACGGCGUGAAUCACGCAGGAAUUUCUGGGGUGAAACUGGGUUACAGCGUCAGUGCGCGCGGACCGCUUCACUGCCCCGCGUGCCAUUAUAAACUUCCGUCCUACUUUUUUUCUGUUGUUAUUUAUUUAUUUAUUUGGCGUCGUGCGCGCUGGAAUACGCGACGAACAAAAAAAAAUAUUAAAUAAAUUAAAAAAAAAAAAAAAAAGCGCAGGCAGCUUAAUCCGCGCAGGCUGCCCACCUCCCUGCGCCAGAGCUACGUCUCCUCCGCUGCUGCAGGCGGCUGAAAGCAUGCAGUGGGGCGCUGCUGCGCUGCUGCUGAACCGGCGGGCGCACGGCAGCCAGAGUGAGACCCCCGCGUAAACAGGGCGCCAGUGCAUGUGGAGCGUUUGUGCGGCGCGGAGGCUCGAGGAGGAGACGCUCUGCGCGCCGCCUCCAGCAUCCAGCGAGGACCUGAGAGGAGCUCAGCAGCACCGUUGCCCCCUUUCUCUCCCCUCCUCCCCCCUUUCCUGUCCUCCCCUCUCCCUCCAUCACCCCUGGAUGGGCUCUGCUCGCCUCUCGUAGCUGCACAAAGCGUCGUUUUUGCGCGAUGGCAUCGCACGGCUUCUGGUCUCUGGGCGCGCAGAGCGCAGGAGGAGACAACAGCAGCCCGAGCACGCCCCGGGCUUGGUGCCAAGCGGCGGCCCAAAAAUUCACAGGAGGCAUCGGGUCGAAAUUAUGUGCGCUGCUGAAUGUGGGGGAGAUGGAGAAAACCGGCGACCCCUCCGCCGCCGCAGACCCCAAACAGGGAGCGUCUCUGGCGGAGACCUGCAGCUGCAGCGACAAACCCUGCAGCUGCUCCAGAGCCGCGGUGGGCUUCUCUCACCUCUACUCAACAGACCUCCUGCCCGCGCUGGACGGCGACCUGAAGACGCUGAACUUCCUCCAGGAGGUGGUGGACAUCCUGCUGGCCUACAUCGUGGAGUCCUUCGAUCGCUCCACCAAGGUGAUCGACUUCCACUACCCGAACGAGCUGCUCCAGAGGAACAACUGGGAGCUCUCGGACGAGCCGGAGACGCUGGACGACAUCCUCAUCAGCUGCAGGGCCACCUUAAAAUACGCCAUCAAGACCGCCCACCCCAGGUACUUCAAUCAGCUCUCCACUGGAUUAGACAUGGUUGGCCUGGCUGCAGAUUGGCUGACGUCGACUGCCAAUACCAAUAUGUUCACCUAUGAGGUGGCUCCAGUGUUUGUCCUGCUGGAAUAUGUCACGCUGAAGAAGAUGAGGGAGAUCAUUGGCUGGGAAAAUGGCCGCGGGGAUGGGAUUUUCUCUCCAGGUGGCGCCAUUUCCAACAUGUACGCAAUGCUGCUGGCUCGCUACAAGAUGUUCCCUGAAGUGAAAGAGAAAGGGAUGUCAUCAGUGCCGAAGCUGGUGGCCUUCACCUCUGAGCAUAGCCAUUUUUCAAUCAAGAAAGGAGCAGCCGCCCUUGGAAUAGGUACAGAGAGCGUCAUCUGUAUUAAAGCGGAUGAGAGGGGUAAGAUGAUACCUUCUGACCUCGAGAGGAGGAUAGUGGAAGCCAAGCAGAAGGGUUAUGUGCCGUUCUUUGUGAGUGCGACUGCUGGUACUACAGUGUACGGAGCUUUUGACCCCUUGAUCGCCAUCUCAGACAUCUGUAAGAAGUAUGGCAUCUGGAUGCACGUGGACGGAGCCUGGGGUGGGAGCCUGCUCAUGUCCAGGAAACACAGGUGGAAACUCAAUGGAGUCGAGAGGGCAAACUCCAUGACCUGGAACCCUCAUAAGAUGAUGGCUGUGCCCCUCCAGUGUUCUGCCUUGCUGGUCAGAGAGGAGGGUUUGAUGCAAAGCUGCAACCAGAUGCAUGCUUGCUACCUGUUCCAGCAAGACAAGCACUAUGACCUGUCCUACGACACAGGAGACAAGGCCCUGCAGUGCGGGCGCCACGUGGACAUCUUCAAGCUGUGGCUCAUGUGGAGAGCCAAGGGCACCAUUGGGUUUGAAGCUCAAAUUGAUAAGUGUCUGGAGCUGUCAGAAUAUCUCUACAACAAGAUCAAGGACAGGGAAGGGUAUGAGAUGGUGUUCGAUGGAAAGCCGCAGCACACCAACGUGUGUUUCUGGUACCUUCCGCCGGGCCUGCGCUACGUGGAGGACAAAGUGGAGAAGAUGAAACGUCUGCACAAGGUGGCUCCUACGAUCAAAGCCAGGAUGAUGGAGUACGGGACAACCAUGGUGAGUUACCAGCCGCAGGGAGACAAGGUCAACUUCUUCCGCAUGGUCAUCUCCAACCCGGCUGCCACCUUCGAGGACAUCGACUUCCUCAUUGAAGAAAUUGAGCGUCUCGGUCAGGACCUAUGAAUAUGUGGAAAAAGAAGACUAUGUGAAUAUAAUCCAUAUUUAAGUAUUGUAGCAAUGUCGUGGACGUCUUGGUCCAAGAGCCCUGUAAAAGUGUUCAUGUCUGCUCCUGUCUACGUAAGCAUAGCUGAUAUAACUACAUGUGUUUUGGUGCGAGUGUGAUGAAUUAUUUGCUCCUGUCCUGCGCAAUAGGUCAUAUAUAACUUUAUAUUAAAUCUAUUUGACCUGACAUUCUAAGUGCCAGUCGCCACAAUAUAGAUAUAAGGUUUUAUUGAUAUAGAUAUAUAAUAGAGAGAGCACUUUAGCUUACCUCAACUCUUGCCUUUGCAAUCACAGGCAGCAUUUGAGUGCUUUCACGUUUUUUAUGGAAAUACACGGGGUACGCGGUUUUCUUUUAGCACUGUAGUGUUGUAUGUCUGCUGAUACAAAGUCUGCAUGCUGGUUUUCUUGUGAGUGAGCGUUUUUUUGUCUAGAGACAGCGGCGUUAUAUCCAGAGUUUCUAGGAGCUCUGUUCAGAGUGGACAGAAGAGGUGCUGCAUCUACAGCUGACAGCAAGUCUUUACUCAGAGCCAAAAAGUAAAGGAGCUGUAUCCCAAUCAGACAGCGUCUGUUUCCAGACCACAGAAAGCAGACUGUUUUCAUCUACAGCAAAAAGAUGUUUGCAGGUUCUGAUGAAGGCCUCAGUGCCCGAAACGUUAACAAGGUUUUAAGUGUUAGGUUUAAGUGUGUGACGUUUAAAAUCUAAAUUCUGCAGUACAGUGAAAAAAGUGAUGCCUUGAAUAUAUUAAGUGGAAUUCCACCAGAUUUUUUUUUUAAAAAUCAGCAUAAUUUAAUUGCACAAAAAAGUCAUUCUCCUGCCUUCCGCCCGAUGACUGCUGGGAUAGGCUCCAGCACCCCCCCGCGACCCUGACGGAGAAGCGGCUUAGAAAAUGGAUGGAUGGAUGGAUG